AUGCCCAGGUGCCUGCCAGAUGCCUCUCAACACAACAACCGCCUCCUGGCCUGGGCCUACGAGCGAGCCACCACCUCCUGUGUCCCAGCAAUUGUCGGAGGAGACUUCAACGUGCUGCCCCAGGAUCUUCCUGCCUGGAGUGCCUUUGCACAGCAAGGCUGGAUGGAGUUGGGCGAAUUUGUCGCCACAGUUCAUAACAUAGAGCUGCCGUGCACCUGCAAAGGUGCCACCAGAUUUGACACCUUCCUGCUGCCACCAUGUCUGCUUCAAUUCUUCCACAAUGCCGAUGUUCUGGAGGACUGUCACCUUUUCGACAGUCAUGCGCCAAUGCGCCUGCAUCUGCGUGUGCCUGGUCCCAUGGUGCCAAGAUGGAUCUGGCCUGCGCCCAAAACCUUCACCGACUUGUUACGCCAGACCUCUGAUCUUGAAGAGCACUACGUGCGGCAAGCCCACAACGUGCGGCCGGUCUUUGGCCACCAGGUGCCGGAAAACCAGGAUGGGGACCAACUCCGCUUGUGGGCCGCUACGGUUGAGGAAGCUGUGCACACAGCCCUUCAACAGCAGAACAGGGCGGAUCCCACCAAACAGCCCGUCAAAGGCCUCCCCACUGCCUACCGUGGCCGCUGCCGACAGGUUGACCGCAAAGUGGCAUGCCCACCUCGCCUGCCCCGAGCAGGCCGUAACGGAGACCCGGAACCAUUCGAUGAGGACACGACUGUCCUUGGCCGACAAAGGCUCCGGCAGCUACGACGCUUGGUCACUUUCCGUCAGGGCUACUUGAAACACCAGGCAGGUACUUUCAAGGGGGCCUACUCACAUGAUGGCUGGCCCGUUUCUUUGCACAGAGAGUGGCAGGCCAUCACCAAGGCCCCGGGCUAUGGACGGACCUUUCCUUCCUGGGUGCUGCAAUGGCCUUGUUUUCUUACUUGGCCCACCGGCUUUCCCCCAUUGCCUUACCUAGAAGAUUUGAUCAGCUUUGUCAGAUUUGAUGUGGAGGCCCUUAAUCGCCAACAGGCAAAAAUGAAAAAUGCCAUGUUCCGCUUUAAGCUCGACGUGGACGAAAAAGAUUACGGCUGUUCCAAAACAUUUGCCAGAAUCCGCCCCCCGAGCAAGCCUCCCUUCCACUCUGUCCAGGUGCAAUCGUGUCAGGAAGUGCAGACCUGCUGCUUUCACAGCCACCAGUUGCGCAGUUUUCACGUGCCAGACGCGACCAAAUUUGAUCUUCUCUGUCAGGUCUUUUACUGCGCCGUCCCGGGCCAGGUUACAGCUAAACAAGGCAACGAGGUAACAGUGCUCUUUCCUCAAGACGAUGAUGUUGUCCUCCCACUCCGAGGCCAGCUUGUGAGGUCCAGAAAGGACUGCUCUUGGCAAGGUGUCGUGGGAGCUUUGAUGGAUUAUUGGCAUCCAAUCUGGAACCGCGACACCAGAGCCGAGGAGGCAGAUAUCUCUCAUUGGUCCCAGUUCUCCACAUUGCUUCAUCGCCUCCACAGCCCUUGCCCGCCCUUCGAGGUCAACAUGUUGGAUGCACAAGCGUGGCAGCAUGCUCUGGACACGGGUCCUCUGUACACAGGUGCUAAAGGCUUGUCCCUGGAUUUGCUUAAGGCCUUCAACUUCCUGCCCAGGUGCCCCAUUGCUCAGGCCAUGAUUUUCCUUGGCGUGCCGAUUGAUGGUAGCCUCAGCGCUGGCCUUCCUUCCACAACUGGCGCGCCGGAGGGCGACCCGGUUUCCGUGCUUGCCAUGCUGGGCAUCUGCUUUGUUUUCGUGUCAGCCCUGAGCGGUCUCGUGCAAGCCCGCACCUACAUGGACAAUUGGACCUGGUCCACAGACAUGCCAGACUGUCACGGCCCGGCUUUGUUGGUCCUACAGGACCUCACAGAAGGUUUGAGAUUAGAAGUGGAUUGGGGGAAAACCUACGUCUGGGGCACCCAACCUGUCUCCAGAACUUGGUGGCGUGACAUUGGCCCCACCUUCCUCCCUGACGGGCUCCGCUUACCAGUGGUGUCACAUGUGCGGGAGCUGGGCUCCUUUUUGCAGUUUAGCCGGAAGCCCGUUCGCACCGGAUUCACUGACCGCACAGAAGAUGCCAUUGCCCGACUCGGCAAGCUGGCCAAGGAUCCGCAAAGCCUCAAACUUAAAGCCAGGGUCCUCCAGGGCGGCAUCUGGCCUUUCCUCUUCUUUGGGACGGAGGGGCUUAGCCCUUGCCUCACCUCCAUGCAGAAGCUCAGAGGCCACGCUGCCCGAGCGCUUGUGGGUAAUCAUCAUACUGUGUCCCCUCACGCUGCCCUGUACUUGUCCCCAGGAGCCACUGAUCCUGAAGUCUACCUCUUGGGCCAUCACCUACGGCAACUCCGCAGGAUGGCGGACCUGUUCCCGUCCCUUGCAAGACAAGUGUGGCAUCGUUUGAUCACGGUGAACCCCUCCCAGCGCUCCGUCUGCGGCCCUGCUGGCGCCCUGCAGAUCUUGCUGCACCGCAACAAUUGGGUACCGAAAGCGGACGGUUGGUGUAAGGGCCCCCUGCAUUGCGCCUUUCAUGUCUUUCGCACGCCUCCACAGCAGAUCCAAAAGGCCGUCCAACAGGCGUGGGCAGAUGAAGUCCAGAACCAGGUUCUGCAUAGAGCCGGUUUACAGAGAGCACCAGCCCCGGACGCCAUCACCACACACAAAGCCCUUAGGACCUUUAAGCCCUGGGAGCAGAGGAUCCUGCUUCGACAUGUCGCCGGUGGCUUUAUGUCAGGAGCUGAGAAAGCUUCAUGGUCACGGGAGGACCACGAGCAUUGCCCAUUGUGUGGUCAGCAGGAUACAAAGGCACAUCGGGUCUUCGAGUGUCAGCCACUGGAUGCGGCUCGCCAGGAGCAUCAGACCGUGCUCCAGCAGGUACAAGGCUCUUGCCCCUAUUGGACACAUAUGACAUUUGCUCCGCUACCAAGUGAGGCUCCCCUCUUGAAGCUCAUACUGCAAGGGUUGAAGCUGCCGCCCCUGGCGUCGCCAGCAGCGGCAGCAUCGCAGCUUUGUCUCUUUACGGACGGUAGUGCUCAGUACAACAACACUGCCCAGGCCAGAGUCGCCACAUGGGCAGUGAUUCGGGCAGAUCCUGAGUGGAAACAGGAGAUUGCAAAUGGUGUGCCAGGUGCUCAGACAGCUGGCUUUCAGAUCCUUGCACAGGGUUGUGUUCCUGGUGAACAGUCGGUGCCUCGCGCAGAACUUUCAGCGAUAAUCUGGGCUGCAGCAUGGGCAAGCCAGACCCCGUGUACCGUGGAUAUUUAUGCAGAUUGCCAGCCUGCCAUAGAUGCAUGGGAAGAGUGGCAUCGCGAGGGUUUCCCAGCUGUGCGACAUAGAGCUUUCGCUGAUCUGUUUCAUGAGGUGAGCCCCGCCCGACCAUGUACUCUGCACAAAGUCAAGGCGCAUCGCACAGCUCAGGAAGUGCAGCAGAUGUCUACUGAGGACCGUUGGGCCACCUAUGGUAACGAGGCGGCAGAUUCGGCAGCAAAGGCCGCUUUUGCCUCCUUGCCCGACUACAUCAAGGAUACUGCGCAACAGGUUGCCUCCCACUGUGAUCAUCACCAGGGCCUGCUCCACUCUUUCUGCCGAGCUUUGGUCGACAUUGGUGUGUUGGAUAUCAAGUUGAGAGGCGAGGCCAAAAAAGUACAGUUACCUACACCGACGGAUGCCUCAGACCAGCUGCAGCAUCUUCUGGAACGUUACGGCAGGUGGCAGGUGCCAUCUGGCACUUGCCAGCUACCGGAUGUGUUGGAAUUAGACUGGGCCGGAUGGAGCUUUGGCCAACAAUUUGGAGAGAACUUGCUCGACUGGAUGCGCGUGCUUGUUUGGCCCACUUUACCAGUGCCAGUGAGCCAUGACGGCCAAGUGUCUUUCCUGGAGUUAUUGUUUCAUUUUGUUUGGACCACGCGCGCCCCGCCUCUGGUACAACACAGAAGACAGAACGACCUGGUGUACAUACCGCUGCCUCAGGCCCUGGAUGCCUUGCUACCGUGCGGGAUUCCGCAGUUGGUGACCAUCUUCAAAGCUGCUCUCAAGCAACUGGGCCAGCGCUACAAUUUUCGGCCUUGGCCGGGGUUGGAAGUCAAGGCGGUCCCGCAUCUUCGCUGGCUGGGAGUUACAUUUGCUUCACCAGGUCUCUCCGUGCGGCCAACAAUGCCAGGGAACUGGCUAUCAGACUUUCAGUGGAUGUGUCAAGGCGACAUGGCACAUAGGAUCGGCUCUUUUUGCGACGCCUAA
Messenger RNA from Symbiodinium sp. CCMP2592, 4236 nucleotides. NCBI's taxonomy places the organism in Eukaryota, Dinophyceae, Suessiales, Symbiodiniaceae. The record is from the annotation of a GenBank genome assembly.